AUGUCUGACUGCUUUCACCCGCCGGGGAACGAGACGCUGCUGAGCUGGACGGGCUCGCGGGCCACGGGGACGGCCUUCCUGCUGCUGGCCACGCUGCUGGGGCUGCCGGGCAACGGCUUCGUGGUGUGGAGCCUGGCGGGCUGGCGGCCGGCGCGGGGAAGGCCUCUGGCGGCCACGCUCGUGCUCCACCUGGCGCUGGCCGACGGCGCGGUGCUGCUGCUCACGCCGUUCUUCGUGGCCUACCUCCUGAAGGAGCGGUGGCCGCUGGGCGAGGCGGGCUGCAGGGCGGUGUACUACCUGUGCGCGCUCAGCAUGUACGCCAGCGUGCUGCUCACCAGCCUGCUGAGCCUGCAGCGCUGCCUCGCCGUCACCCGCCCCUUCCUGGCACCGCGACGGCAGCGCAGCCCGGCCCUGGCGCGCGGCCUGCUGCUGGCCGUCUGGCUGGCCGCGCUGCUGCUGGCCGUCCCCGCCGCGGUCUACCGCCACAAGUCGGGGGACGUGUGCCAGCUGUGCCACCCUUCGGGGGCGCACGCCGCCGUGCACCUGAGCCUGGAGACCCUCACGGCCUUCGUGCUGCCCUUCGGGCUGGUGCUCGGCAGCUACGGCGUGACGCUGGCGCGGCUGCGGGGCGCGCGCUGGGGCGCCGGGCGCCGGGCCACGCGGGUGGGCCGGCUGGUGAGCGCCAUCGUGCUGGCUUUCGGCCUCCUCUGGCUGCCCUACCACGCGGUCAACAUCGUGCAGGCCGUGGCCGCGCUGGCCCCCCGGGAAGGGGCCCUGGCGAGGUUCGGCGGCGCGGGCCAGGCCGCGCGCGCGGGCACCACGGCUCUGGCCUUCUUCAGUUCCAGCGUCAACCCGGUGCUCUACGUCUUCUCCGCGGGGGACCUGCUGCCCCGGGCAGGACCCCGUUUCCUCACCAGGCUCUUCGAGGGCUCCGGGGAGGCUCGAGGGGACGGCCGCUCCAGGGAGGGCACCAUGGAGUUCCGAGCCACCCCCAGGCUGAAAGUGCUGGGCCAGGGAAACGAAGACCCAGGGGGCGGAGCGGACAAGGAUGGUCAGGGAUAG
Molecule: messenger RNA, 1062 nt
Organism: Suncus etruscus (white-toothed pygmy shrew)
Lineage: Eukaryota; Metazoa; Chordata; Mammalia; Eulipotyphla; Soricidae
Gene: LTB4R2
Product: leukotriene B4 receptor 2
Exons: 1
Coding region: 1-1062 (353 amino acids)
Biological process (GO): inflammatory response; neuropeptide signaling pathway
Cellular component (GO): membrane
Molecular function (GO): G protein-coupled peptide receptor activity; leukotriene B4 receptor activity
Source: RefSeq, a predicted model, not a curated record